Molecule: messenger RNA, 2209 nt
Organism: Spirodela intermedia
Lineage: Eukaryota; Viridiplantae; Streptophyta; Magnoliopsida; Alismatales; Araceae
Source: the annotation of a GenBank genome assembly
AUGGAGCAGGGCUCAUCCCAAGGCAUCACCUCACCGCGCCACACUCUCCUCCACCGCUCCCACUCCGCACCUUCAAUCUUUGUCGCCGCCGGAGGAGAAGCCUCGCCGGGGAGCGAGGACGACGGCGGUGGCCUUGGUUCCUCACCAUCGGAGAAGUCCUUCGUCAUGCUGGCCUCCGCCGGCGUGGUCAUCUACCUCGUCUGUGGCGUGCUGGUCUACGUGCUGACGAGGGGAAGCUUCGAGGGGCACAAGACGACGGCGGUGGUCGACGGGUUCUACUUUUCGGUGGUGACCCUCUGCACCAUCGGGUACGGCGACAUAGUUCCCAACUCCGAGUUCACUAGGCUGUUCACCUGCAGCUUCAUCCUCUUCGGCUUCGGUUUCGUCUAUAUCCUCCUCAACGGCCUGCUGGCGCACUUCCUGGACACACAGGAGGGUCUGCUGGUGACCAUGGUGGACGGCGACCGGCUAUCGGCUGCGCUGCAGACGUACGUGAUGGACGUGAAGAAGAGGAGGAUGAGAGUGAGGAUGAAGGUGGUGCUGGCGGUGGCGGUGGUAGCCGUGUGCAUCGCCCUGGGGACCUGCAUGGCGAGGCUGCUGGAGGGCCUGAGCUGGCUCGACAGCUUCUACCUGUCGGUGACGUCUGUGACGACGGUGGGAUACGGGGAUAUCGCUUUCAAGACGGUGGGGGGGAGGAUUUUCGCCGUCGUGUGGCUGCUGGUGAGCACGCUGGCGGUGGCGAGGGCCUUCCUGUACCUCGUCGAGCUGAGAUUCGACAGGCGGAGCCGCGGGGUCGCGCGGUGGUUCCUCCGGAAGAAGAUGACCUUCAGGGACCUCGUCGCCGCCGACCUCAACAAUGAUGGGGUCAUAAGGUAUGCCUCUCUGCCUGCGCUCUCUCUCUCUCUCUUCAGCUCUAUCCAGGCGGCACUCCCACCCUUGAUAAUAGGGUUUAGAGAGAGAGAGGGGAGAGAGAGGGAGAGAGAGAGAGGGGGGGAGAGAAAGAGAGGAGAGGGAGAGGGGGAGAGAGAGAGAGAGGGAGAGAAAGAGAGGGAGAGGGAGAGAGAUAGAGAGGGAGAGAGAGAGAGGGGGGAGAGAGAGGGGGGGGAGAGAGAGAGGGGGGGGAGAGAGAGAGGGAGGGAGAGAGAGAGGGGGGAGAGAGAGAGGGGGGAGAGAGAGAGAAAGGGAGUUUGAGAGAGAGAGAGAGGGGGAGAGAGAGAGAGGGGGAGAGGGAGAGGGAGAGAGGUGAAGAAUAAGUAGGUUUGAGUUGGACGAGGACGACGAGCAGGAGUAGAGAGUGGAUGCCCAGAGUGAUAGUGGGCCCUGGCCCAUUUAACCGGUAGUAGGAUCCGACCGACUAAAUCGGGUCUCCGAGAGCGCGGGUUGACUUGUCGACAACUCGGUCCCGGGUGGCCCACCGGCGGCUAGAGCUUUCCGCCUGACGCGGACAGCCGCCUCGGGGGUAUAAAAUAACCGCCUGCGGCCCAAGUUACCCCCCCUAUCGUUAUCGUCAUCUCCGCGGUGAGGGUGAGGUUGACCUUACCGGCGGAGGUUCGAAUCGGACAUGGAUAUUCACCUGAAUCUCAAGUAUUUACGAGGAUAGACACCUGCGCUCACGAAUCAGAGUCCGAUCCCACACCCCCCCUCCCUCUCUCGCUCUAUCUCUUUCACUCUCUCUCUCUCUCUCUCUCUAACGGACGAGGUUAACCACAUAUAAAGUGCCAUUACGUGAAGCACGUUGGAAAUGGCCCGAGGUAGCGUGGUGAAAGCGUGAGCUGUCUCUGUUAGCUGACGAGAGAGAGAGAGAGAGGACAAGCCUUGGCGAGGUCUGUACACGCUGGGAUCGGGAGAGAAGGCUUCGUACGAACCCUUGAGGGGGAAGGGGAAAGAGAGAGAGAGAGAGCCACUGCCUCAUGAAUGAGACAGCAGAUGGGGGCCGGCCGAAGCUCGCACGCCGGAAAAAAUACCAGAUUUUGAGGGGGGGUUUACGGCCUGGUGGAGGGGAACUAGUUGAUCUGAUGUCCGUCCCCGUUGACUGCUUCGCCCUCGGCUCCAAUGAAGGAGUACGUUUUAUAUUUAUUCUUGUGUCCCUUUCACACGGGGGUUAUUGCCUCCGUCCGUCUCCGCCGCCGCCGCCGUCGUCUAUUCGUCGUCGUUAAUAGAACAGGGGCCGAAGGGGGGAGACCCUUUUGGAGAAGAAGAGGAAGAAUGA